AAAAUUUGUUCAACAUGAGUUAAAGAAAAUUGUUCAGAUACUAUAUUGAUCAAAGUAUCUAAUAGUAAAAAGAAUAGAAACUCUUUCUUACAAGAGUCAAUAGAUGGAGAUUCAACACUUUGGACAAAUCAAAUUGUAUUAAAGAUUAUGAAUUUAUUAGUCUUGAAAUCAUCCAGACCUAUUAAACCCAUUCUAUUUGGUUUAGCUUGUUUAGCAGUUUAUGGUACAUUAUUUUUAUAUACGUAGAUUGGACUUAUGGAUUUUAUCGUAUUGAUGAACAUCAUUGAUUUAUUAUUAACAUAAAU
Messenger RNA from Paramecium sonneborni, 305 nucleotides. The record is from the annotation of a GenBank genome assembly. Lineage: Eukaryota; Ciliophora; Oligohymenophorea; Peniculida; Parameciidae.